This is a messenger RNA of Rhinichthys klamathensis goyatoka, 720 nucleotides long. RefSeq lists its product as uncharacterized. NCBI's taxonomy places the organism in Eukaryota, Metazoa, Chordata, Actinopteri, Cypriniformes, Leuciscidae. The transcript has 4 exons. The coding region runs from base 58 to 720 and encodes 220 amino acids. The record is from RefSeq and is a predicted model, not a curated record.
UGUUUGUUUUGUCUUUUUUUGUCCCUGUGUGUUUAUAGUGUGUUUAUAUUUUGUGCCAUGUCUGAUCCUGAGAUGGACCGUCUCCUGAAUGAGAUGAGUGACCUUGUCGAUCAGGCUGAACAUCAAGCUCACCUCCAACAGCUCAUUAGCAUGCACCAGGAAGCAGAACCAUCCACCAGUCAGCCUUCCACCAGUAAUCCAUCCACCAGUCGGUCAUCAAACAGCAAGCAAGAUGUUAGGUGGAUUAAGAGGGACAGUGAUGGAAACAUUAUUUACGGCAGGCCCAGAUCAUCCCGGAAACAAGCAGCAGGUCCCAGUCACAGCCAGAGUCGAAAGACUGGUGUCUCUCAUGUCAGGGCUCCGGAAACCAGUGCGGAAAUGACCAGUGACUUUCUUUCCGUUACUGCAGAGUCCUUCCUUCAAGAGCUUAAAAGCUCACUGGGUGAGGACAUACAUGAGGAUGAAACGGCACUUCAGGCCUCAACAGACUGGUCGACCCGAAAGAGCCUCAUAUCAGGGUGGUGGGAGAAAGAGAGACCCCGACUGGUCAACACCAUGGUGGCUCGACAACAUGCGGCAACUCGGAUCUGCCAACAUUGUGGAAAUGGUCCAGCCGUUAUCCGUUGUUCUGACUGCCGACCACACCCAUUCCUCUGUCAGACUGAUCUCAUGAAAUGGCGGUCCAUCGAGGUCAAGUGUUCCACAACAGGGAUUCGAUGA